AUGGCGAGCGGCGGCAGUGGGGGGGUUUCGGUGCCUGCGCUUUGGAGUGAAGUGAACCGUUAUGGCCAGAACGGUGACUUCACGCGCGCUCUCAAAACCGUCAACAAGAUACUGCAGAUCAACAAAGAUGACGUUACUGCCCUGCACUGUAAAGUGGUUUGCCUUAUCCAGAACGGAAGUUUCAAGGAAGCCUUGAAUGUCAUCAACACUCACACCAGAGUGUUUGCCAAUAACUCUCUUUCCUUUGAGAAGGCAUACUGUGAGUACAGGCUGAACAGAAUUGAGAAUGCCUUGAAGACAAUAGAAGGCGCCAACCAGCAGACAGACAAACUAAAGGAGCUUUAUGGACAAGUGUUAUACCGGUUAGAACGCUAUGAUGAAUGCCUGGCUGUAUAUAGAGAUCUUGUCCGCAACUCCCAAGAUGAUUAUGAUGAGGAGAGAAAAACAAAUCUUUCAGCCGUUGUUGCAGCUCAAAGCAACUGGGAAAAAGUGGUUCCAGAGAACUUGGGGCUGCAAGAAGGCACGCACGAGCUGUGCUACAAUACUGCGUGUGCUCUCAUAGGACAAGGCCAGCUGAGCCAGGCAAUGAGAAUUCUGCACAAAGCUGAAGAUCUCUGCCGCCGUUCAUUUUCAGAAGACUCUGAUGGGACUGAAGAAGACCCCCAGGCAGAACUGGCCAUCAUUCAUGGGCAGAUGGCCUAUAUUCUGCAGCUUCAGGGUCGUACAGAGGAGGCUUUGCAACUUUACAACCAGAUAAUAAAAUUAAAACCAACAGAUGUGGCAUUGCUAGCCGUGAUUGCAAAUAACAUCAUUACAAUUAACAAGGACCAAAAUGUCUUUGACUCCAAGAAGAAGGUGAAGUUAACCAAUGCAGAAGGAGUGGAGUUUAAGCUUUCUAAGAAACAACUGCAAGCUAUAGAAUUUAACAAAGCUUUACUUGCUAUGUACACAAAUCAGGCAGAACAGUGUCGCAAAAUAUCUGCCAGCUUACAGUCACAGAGUCCUGAGCGUCUCCUUCCUGUGCUAAUCCAAGCUGCCCAGCUCUGCCGUGAAAAGCAGCACACGAAAGCAAUAGAGCUGCUGCAGGACUAUUCAGAUCAGCAUCCAGAAAAUGCUGCUGAAAUUAAGCUGACCAUGGCACAGCUGAAAAUUUCCCAAGGUAAUAUUUCCAAAGCAUGUUUGAUAUUGAGAAGCAUAGAGGAAUUAAAGCAUAAACCAGGCAUGGUGUCUGCAUUAGUGACAAUGUACAGCCAUGAGGAGGAUAUUGACGGUGCCAUCGAAGUCUUUACACAGGCCAUCCAGUGGUAUCAAAGCCAUCAGCCCAAAUCUACUGCUCAUUUGUCCUUGAUAAGGGAAGCUGCAAACUUCAAACUCAAAUAUGGGCGGAAGAAGGAGGCAAUUAGUGACCUAGAACAGCUAUGGAAACAAAAUCCCAAAGAUAUUCACACCCUGGCGCAGCUUAUUUCUGCUUACUCACUUGUAGAUCCUGAGAAGGCAAAAGCUCUUAGUAAACACUUGCCCUCAUCGGAUAGUAUGUCUCUAAAAGUAGAUGUUGAGGCUCUUGAAAAUUCUCCUGGUGCUACGUAUGUUCGGAAGAAGGGUGGAAAAGUUGCUGGAGACAGUCAACCAAAGGAGCAAGGACAGGGAGAUUUGAAAAAAAAGAAGAAAAAAAAGAAGGGAAAACUGCCUAAGAAUUAUGACCCAAAAGUGACCCCAGAUCCAGAAAGAUGGUUACCAAUGCGUGAACGCUCCUACUACCGAGGAAGGAAGAAGGGUAAAAAGAAGGAUCAGAUUGGAAAAGGGACUCAGGGAGCAACUGCAGGAGGUUCCUCUGAACUGGAUGCCAGUAAAACUGUGAGCAGCCCGCCCACCUCGCCAAGACCUGGCAGUGGAGCCACAGCGUCCACAUCUACAAGUAACAUCAUACCCCCACGACACCAGAAACCCGCUGGGGCUCCAGCAACAAAAAAGAAACAGCAACAGAAAAAGAAGAAAGGUGGGAAAGGUGGCUGGUGA
Messenger RNA from Rangifer tarandus platyrhynchus (Svalbard reindeer), 2016 nucleotides. Lineage: Eukaryota; Metazoa; Chordata; Mammalia; Artiodactyla; Cervidae. The record is from the annotation of a GenBank genome assembly.